AUGAAUAGUACUGACGCUAAAUACGGCGCUACUACCUCAAAGUACCCCUCUUCAAAUGGUAAGUUUUUGCGAUUUCUGCGCAAAAACAACCUCGCAAGAACACAGCUAGACGAUACCAGCUUACAGCCAACGCCCCCAGCACCCACAACAGCAGCAGCAGCUAUCAUCCCCGGCAUUCAAUUCGAAUUAAAGACAUACCCUCAAGCUUGGAUUGCGCUACUGUUGCUGAUACUACUGCGUACAGCUGUCAGUGUAUUUCAAUUUACUUUCAGCGUCGUCCCAGGAAUUACAAGCGAAUUUUUUGGUGUAUCGCUAUCCGCUGUCAACUGGCUUGCCAAUGUUCAAUGCAUCGUCUAUGUGUUUAUGAGUUUUUUUACCGGCAUCAUUUUCGAGAAACUUGGUGUCAAAAGAUCUAUCACGGCCUCGGGAUUUUUAUGUGCUUUAGGUUGUGCAAUUCGAUGUAUAGCUGCAAAAACAAACCCGCCCUCGUUUGUAUUGACCAUGGUGGGCCAAGUUGUUGGAGGAACAGCAGCUCCAUUGGCUCUGAACAUAAUGACAAUGUUUACGUCGACUUGGUUUACAGAAAAUUUGCGCGCAACAGCUGGCAUGUUUGUAGCUUCGAAUUACGGUGCUAUUCUCGUCAUGUUUGUGAUUCCUACCAUUACAUUGAAUGCAACGUAUAUACCCAUGGUGCUCAAUCUUGUAGCUGGCUUUGCAGCAGCUAUAUUCCUGCCAUUGUUAUUCAUGCCGAAUCAACCUCCAACACCGCCUACUAGGGUUCAAGAGACUGACCGACCUGCUUUCUUUGAUGGCUUGCGCAUUCUCUCAAAAAACCUCAACUUUUGGAUACUGUUUCUUAUCCAAAGCUUUAAUGUAGGAUUGAGCAUUGCAUUCUGUACUCUUUUUGCGCAAAUAUUGGCACCGCAUGGCUAUACAAACGCACAGGCAGGUCAAUUGAAUGCAUUAGCAUUCUUUGCCGGUACCUUGGGAUGCUCUAUCUCUGGACCCGUGCUAGAUCUGACCAAGCAACACAAAUUGUUUCUCAAAUUGAUAGCACCAAUGGUAUUUGUCACAGACAUUGCCUUUAUUUUUAUGGUGCGCAAAGAUUCUUAUGCAGCAGUGUUGUUUGUUACAGCAUUAAACCAGUUCUUUUUGUCGUUUUUGGUGCCAGUAGUCAUUGAGCUCGGCUCAGAAACAUCAUAUCCUGUAGCAGAAGCAACCACUAAUUCGCUACUAUGGCAAGGCGCACAAUUAUUUGGAUUCAUUUUUGUCAUCAUCAUGGACUCAACACGCAGUCAGCUUGACAACACCAUGACAAAUGCACUUGUCUUUCAAGCCAUUGUAGCGGGUGUUGUUAUGCUCUUAUCAUUCGUCUUUCAUGGAAAAAUGGCUAGAUCAGAAGCAAGUGCGUGGGAGCAGAAAGUCAUUGAGAGAUUAACGGAAACUAAAGAUGAUCUUAUACAACAACAUCAAUUGCCCAAGACACUUUCCUCUGUGAUAGGUGUCACUCUCUCGGAUGAUAACGUGUCAUAUGAUGAAUCAAAUACUACUGUGCUCCUAAAAGAAAGGCACUCUAUUACUAGGCAGAUUGAAUAA
Mucor velutinosus is the source of this 1596-nucleotide messenger RNA. RefSeq lists its product as uncharacterized. Gene Ontology annotation, cellular component: membrane. NCBI's taxonomy places the organism in Eukaryota, Fungi, Mucoromycota, Mucoromycetes, Mucorales, Mucoraceae. Gene Ontology annotation, molecular function: transmembrane transporter activity. The transcript has 8 exons. Gene Ontology annotation, biological process: transmembrane transport. The coding region runs from base 1 to 1596 and encodes 531 amino acids. The record is from RefSeq and is a predicted model, not a curated record.